GCCGCGUUCGCCAUCCUUCAAGGAAACAAGACACUAUAUAAAUGAGCUGAUCAUCAUACCAUGGUGAGCUGGGCCAUUCGUUGUGGGCCCUUGGAUCCUCGCCUCUGACAACACGCCAUGUAUGAGAGGUUCUGUCCGCUGCUGCUGAAUACCCGUGGCCAUCGUCUGACUCCAGCAGACCGCCGCUCCUGUUGUUGUAUCACCGCGAGUACUGAGUAACUCAAUGCCACCCCCUCAAUUGACCCUGUGCCCUGCUCCUCCUUCUCCGCCGUCCUCAGCAGCCGCAAUAUGGCCCCGAGGCAUCCAGCCCGAUGCUGGCGUGCCCUCCGCCGGAGCUGUUCGUCAGCUCCGCGGUUCUACUCCAGCCACCAAGCCUAUAGUCCCCCGCCCUGGCGACCAGUCACCGCACUGGACGAAUGGGUUGAGCGCGACAUCCGUCCCAUCAGUUUACGACAGUUGACUUUCUUCGGGCGAACAUUGACCGAAUCCCGCCUCAUCAGCUCGGCCAACUACGUGCGAACGGAGCUGCCUACUCGACUCGCACACCGUCUCCGCGACAUCCAACGACUACCGUAUGUGGUGGUUGCGAACCCGCAUCUUUCGCUGGUCUACGAGCUCUACUACAAAGCCUUUGAACGAUUCCGGGCCAUCCCGGAAAUUAAGACCCUCGAUGACAACGACCACUUCUGCGAGAUCCUCCGCAAAACCCUGCAGGAGCAUCUGGUGGUGAUCCCGAAACUGGCCAUGGGUGUUUUGGAAUGUCGCGAGCUCGUGACGUCGGAGGUUUUGGAUCAUUUCAUGAACACCCUUUUGAGAGCGAGAAUCUCUCGUCGAGUCAUUGCGGAGCAGCAUCUGGCAUUGACCGAAACCUUCAAUUCGCCGUGGCACUUCCCCGGCUCGCAGGACCGCUCGGACCUCAACGCCGACUACGUUGGGGAGGUAUUCCUCAAGUGCAAUGCCAAGGAGGUGGUGGGGCGCUGCGGGAAGCUGGCGCAGGAUAUGAUGCGGCAGACGUCGGGGUCGGAUAAGAUCCCUGAGAUCACGGUGCAGGGGCAUCUGGAAGCCACCUUCCCGUACAUGCUCAGCCACCUGGAGUAUAUCAUCGGCGAGCUGCUGCGCAACUCCAUCCAGGCCGUGAGUGAGAAGUACCACGGGCGGCCGGAGAAGCCGCCGCCGAUCGAGGUCCUCAUCUGCGAGGCGCCGCAGCAUGUGAUUAUGCGCGUCUCCGACCAAGGGGGCGGCAUCCCGCGGGAGGUGCUGCCGUACCUGUGGUCGUUCAACAAGGGGCCCCACAGCAAGUCGCAUCUGCGUAAUCUGGGCAAGGUUCCGGCGAUGGCAGCGACCCUGCAGGAGCUCAGCGUGCCGACGGAGCGGAAGCACGCCGACAAGGAGACGUUCCGGGAGAGCUCCCUGGACUCGUUGACCUCGCGGCGGCCGGAUCUGCGGCUGGGGAUCGGACUGCCGAUGAGCCGGGUGUACGCGGAGUACUGGGCGGGGAGUCUGGAGCUGCACAGCCUGGAGGGGUAUGGGGUGGAUGCAUUCCUCCAGAUCUCGAAGCUGGGCAACCAGAACGAGCAGGUGACCACGCGAGCAUCGAUCGAUGCGGUAUGAUCUGAGCGGGAUGAGUAUGAUUUGUUGUUAUUUGAGUCUGGUCUGGACUGCAGGGGGAGCCGUCAUACAGUAUAGGAUACAUAGUACAGUAAGUACAUAGGACCGUAGAACUACUGCAUGUUAACAUUACAACUAGGCAUAGGCAUAGGCAUAAUUAAACAAUGGAAAACAAUC
Messenger RNA from Aspergillus uvarum CBS 121591, 1785 nucleotides. Its product is annotated as protein kinase PKP2. Lineage: Eukaryota; Fungi; Ascomycota; Eurotiomycetes; Eurotiales; Aspergillaceae. Gene Ontology annotation, biological process: regulation of glucose metabolic process; protein phosphorylation. Gene Ontology annotation, molecular function: pyruvate dehydrogenase (acetyl-transferring) kinase activity. The coding region runs from base 289 to 1611 and encodes 440 amino acids. Gene Ontology annotation, cellular component: mitochondrion. The transcript has 4 exons. The record is from RefSeq and is a predicted model, not a curated record.